ACGGGGGGCUGACUGCUCAAUUCCCGCAGCCGCCAUUCCAGGCCGUGGCGGCGGAGGAGCGCGCUUCCGGGGCGACACGAGGGCCACGGAGUGAAAAUGCGGAGUGUGCGAUUUGCACGUGGGCAUUGCCGGCCCAGGAGCAAGGAAGUGGAUAUUUCUGCGGAAUGUUGGUAUUGUGGCCUGCGCCUGAAGCUGAAGAGCGCGCUGGUGGAGGUGCGCGCGCGGCAGCGGGUGCGGCUGCACUGCGUGGUGAAGCCGGGCAAGGCGGCGCGGCCCGACCUCACGCUCAGCUGGUUCAAGAACGGCACGCGCCUCGAGCGCGGAGACCGCAUCCGCGUCAAAAAGGGGCGGCUGGACAUCGCGUCUGCGCGGCCCGAGGACGCGGGCGACUACGUGUGUCGCGCCGAGCGGCCGCGCGCCGAGCGGCCCCGCGCCGACCGCCCCAGGCCGGAGCCGCUGCGCUGCGCCGAGGCCAAGGCGACGGUGCGCGUCGCCCCCGACCCGCAGCCGCCCACCUUUGGGCCUAGCUUUUAUAUAAAUAGCUAUUUAUUUAUUGUUAAUAUUAUUUAUCAAAAGUACUUUUUAUUCAUCCAACUCACAACAAAUUAG
Molecule: messenger RNA, 609 nt
Organism: Gryllus bimaculatus (two-spotted cricket)
Lineage: Eukaryota; Metazoa; Arthropoda; Insecta; Orthoptera; Gryllidae
Source: the annotation of a GenBank genome assembly